Molecule: messenger RNA, 1590 nt
Organism: Musa acuminata AAA Group (dessert banana)
Lineage: Eukaryota; Viridiplantae; Streptophyta; Magnoliopsida; Zingiberales; Musaceae
Product: NAC domain-containing protein 37-like
Exons: 5
Coding region: 1-1392 (463 amino acids)
Biological process (GO): regulation of DNA-templated transcription
Molecular function (GO): DNA binding
Source: RefSeq, a predicted model, not a curated record
AUGAGUAGCUCUCACACCCGAAGAGACUACGCCACUGCAGAGUCCGAAAGGAUGAAGGACCAUCAGAGGCUUUCUUCCUCGCGAUGCUGCGCUGAAUUGUUGUCGACGACGGUAUUCGGAGUUCGUUAUGCUGCAAAGAGGCCAAAGGUCUGCCAUGGAAUUCCAAGACAAGGGGACAAAGGAGUCAGUCCUCGGAGAGAGAAGAUCGCCCACAGACAAGAGGCGCAUGCUGUCUCUCCUCGCAAACGUCAGCCACUUGUCCCCAUGCUCAUGGGACCUCGAGCUGCACUCCUGUGCUUGUUACCCCGUUUUUGUGUUGUCCUGGUACAUGUCUUGCUGCAUGUUCUUCCUCCAAGGGUCUUGAACGUAGUGGCAACGAAUUUGGUGCAGACAAAGGAACCCAUGGAAUCGUGUGUUCCUCCUGGAUUCAGGUUUCAUCCGACGGAUGAGGAGCUCGUUGGCUACUAUCUUAAGAAGAAGGUGGCUUCUCAAAAGAUAGACCUGGAUGUUAUCAGAGAUAUCGAUCUCUACAGAAUCGAGCCAUGGGAUCUCCAAGAACGGUGUCGGAUCGGAUACGAAGAGCAGAGUGAAUGGUACUUCUUCAGCCACAAGGACAAGAAGUAUCCAACAGGUACGAGGACGAACAGGGCCACCAUGGCCGGCUUUUGGAAGGCGACCGGGAGAGACAAGGCGGUCCACGACAAGAACAAGCUCAUCGGCAUGAGAAAGACCCUCGUCUUCUACAAAGGACGGGCGCCGAACGGGCAGAAGACCGAUUGGAUCAUGCAUGAGUACAGGCUCGAAUCCGAGGAGAACGGAUCGCCACAGGAAGAAGGAUGGGUCGUGUGUCGCGCAUUCAAGAAACGAGCCACUUGCCCUGCGAGGAGCGUGGCCGCCAUUUGGAACUCCGGCUACUGCUACGAUGAGAUCGACAGGAUGAACUCCAUGGUUAAUCCGAUGAUGUGCCUACAGAAGCAACCCAUGAGUUUGCAGUGCAAGCAAGAGACUGAAUUCGAGGAGCUGCAUCUCUUACACCCCUCCCAGUUCGUGCAGCUGCCCCAGCUGGAGAGCCCAUCCCUGCCUCUGGUGAGUCAACCCAGCUCGAAGAUGACGGUGUUGGAGAAAGAGGACGAGCAGCAACAGCAGCAAGCGGGGAUGUCGAGCGGCAUGGGGAGUGUGACAGACUGGAGGGCGCUCGACAAGUUCGUGGCGUCGCAGUUGAGCCACGAGGGUGGCAGUUUCGUGAGCGAACAGGUGGUCUCGGAUUUUGGUGUAGAUAAUGACUCGGAGAUGGCACUGCUGUUGCUUCAAAGCGAGAGGGAAGGCUUCAACGAGUUCAUCGGCUCAGGCGAACCUGACUGCGACAAAGGCAUCUGUAUAUUUGAGCAAUGAAUCUGCUGAUGUAUAAGGAGCAGCAUAAGGUGUUUGAUCCAACCCCUACCAUUUCUUCUUCUUCUUCUUCUUCUUCUUCUUCUUCUUCUUCUUAAUAUGUAAGCUUUGGAUUGGCUAUCACUGAGCUUUUCUUGUAUAAAGAUUUAAAUGAAGCUCCUUGCCUUGUUUAUCUAUACCUUUUGUCUGGUGCACGAAGAU